Molecule: messenger RNA, 1222 nt
Organism: Geodia barretti
Lineage: Eukaryota; Metazoa; Porifera; Demospongiae; Tetractinellida; Geodiidae
Source: the annotation of a GenBank genome assembly
AUUAUUUCCACCGUACUUUAGACCUACAGUACUGUGUUCUGGAGCUCUAAGUGGUACACCUCCACUCACGUUCCCCAUCUCUCUAUCUCGUUGCCUUUCUCCAAAGGUCGACUGUGUGGAACAUGUCAGGACGGGUACGGAGUGACCCUUGACCUCCAGCAGUGUGAACAGAACUGCGGCGCCGGACUAGCUGUCUUCAUCAUCCUCUGUCUGCUGGUUGUGGCAGUGUCAUUUCUGAUCAUGUUCUUUGAUAUCGAACUCCCCAAUGAACUGAAGGGGUUUCUAUUCUAUGCACAGGUUAUUGGACUGGUGUAUAGACCGUAUGCCGUUGUCCAGACGACGACUAAUGCCUCCUCAACACUCCUCUCCAUUCUGGUCAACCUACUCGGAUUCAGUCUUCCAUUUCCACUCUGUCUCUCCACACAAGUCCCCGCCCACUACGUGGCUCUCCUUGGUUACAUCUCUCCCAUUCUCGCCAUGGCGACUGUUGCUAGCUACAUAUUCAGUGCGAGGUUUAGUAAACAUCUCAGCAACAGAUCGUCUCUGAAAGGAAUCACUUUUCUCUCUCUCUUCAUCUACAAGUACAUCGCGGACACUGCCUUCAUUUUCAUCAGCUGUAACCAGACCGAGUUUGGGCUGGUGUUCCAGUAUGAUGGGUCAGUAAAGUGCACCAGUCCAGAGUUUGCUGUCUUUGCUGUCAUCGGCCUGUUACUAGUCAUCUUGUUUGUCACUCCUGCUCCAUUUGCCAUCGGCUACAUCUGCAUCAGAAGACCUCAGAGGUUCAAACAGUAUGCAGACAUCCUCACAAAGGGCGUGCAGCCGCGUCAUUGGUGGUGGGGCGGGUGGGACAUUGGUCGCCGACUUCCCUUUGUCUUCUUCGGGUUCUUCCUCGUCCUCCUCCGACCUUCGCUUGUCCUGGCGAGUCUCGUUUCUUCUUCAACAAAGCAGCAUGCUGAUGAUUAACCUCUUCCUUCCUCCCCCAGUUCCUGAUGAGCCUCGCAGCUCUGACUGUUCUGAUCGUCCACCUGUUUGUCAAACCGUACGAGAAGAUGUACAUCAAUGUCAUAGAGACGGCCAUCCUCCUCAACCUCCUCAUGGUGACAGCUGCAUUCCUGGAUCCUUCCGGAAGACCCAUCCCCGAAUGGCUCUCCUCUAUACUUGUUGUUCUGCCGUACUUGUAUGCAGUGGGGUAUGUGGGUUGGAGGAUUUCCCGCACAUUAUG